CAAGCCUGAUUCUUAGAGCUGGGGGAAUGAAUAGAACUGGUUUUGUUGUCCAUCUCUGUUAAAGUUGUACUGGAUUUUGAGAGAAGGGACUUUGUGAUGUAUACAAGGGCAUUAAAGAGGAACCAGAGAUGGGGUUUGGUAUUUCAGCAAGCCAAAUACUUAGUUAGGCCAGCCGUUCGUGAGUAUACGGUUUCCAGAUCUUGUGGAUUCACAAAUACAUUAACAAAUCAUUUAACUAAUAGUGCAAAUUUGACAAGAAAGUCUCUACUUGGUUCAUUUUCUCCCCGCGGUGGUACUAUUGCCUCGGGGAAUUGUUUAAGUAUUUUGAAGAAUAGUCAGUUGCGUAGUUUUAGUUCUGAGGGUGAUGGGAGGAAUGCUAGUGAGGAUAAACAUAUCUCUUUGAACAAAGGGAAUGGGGUAGAUGAUGGAAAAACCGGGAAGGAUAAAAGUAAUAGCAGUGUUGGGCAUUUGGAUUCUCAUGCUCAACUUGGAGAACAGGACCAAAUAGAAUGGCUCAAUAAUGAGAAGCUUGCUAGUGAAUGCAAAAAGAAGGAGUCACCUUUCCUUAAUAGACGAGAAAGAUUCAAAAACGAGUUCUUACGGAGAAUCCAACCUUGGGAAAAAAUACAGCUUUCGUGGGAGACCUUCCCUUACUAUAUCCACGACCACACGAAAAAUAUUUUGGUGGAAUGUGUUACCUCACAUAUAAGACAAAAGAAUGCCGCUUCCAUAUAUGGUGCCCGUUUAGAAUCUUCAAGUGGAAGAAUAUUGCUCCAGAGUGUUCCAGGUACUGAGCUUUACCGGGAGAGGUUGGUACGAGCACUUGCUCGAGAUGUACAAGUUCCCCUGUUGGUUCUUGACAGCAGCGUUCUUGCCCCAUAUGAUUUUGCUGAUGACUACAAUGAAGAUUCUGAAUCUGAUGGUGAGAACGCAGAAGCGGAAGCAGAUGAGUCCACGACAGAGUCUGAAGCUGAGGAAGAAUCUGGUGCUCAAAGCGAGGAGGAUUCUGAAGCGAAAACAGAUGGGAGUGACAAUGAGGAAGCUUGUCUCGAGGUUUCUGAGGAAGCUAUCAAGAAAAUUGUGCCAAAACUUGAGGAGUUCGAAAAGCUAGUAGCAGAAGAACUACAUGGUUCUGGUGAAGCUUGCGAGGCGGCAGCUGUUGAGCAUUCUGAAAAAGCCAGGCGACCGGCAAAGAAAGGAGAUCGUGUAAAAUAUGUUGGGCCUUCUAAGAAGGCUGAUGCAAAGCACAGGCCAUUAUCUAGCGGACAACGUGGAGAGGUCUAUGAGGUGAAUGGGAACCGUGUUGCGGUCAUAUUUGACAAUGUAGGUGAGACAUCAUCAGAGGGAAACGAGAAGAAAUCAACAGAGCACUCCCAUAAGCUACAUAUGCACUGGAUAGAUGUCGGACACCUAAAGCAUGAUUUGGAUAUGCAGGCAGAAGAUGGCUAUAUCGCCAUGGAAGCUUUAAGUGAGGUUUUGCAAUCCACGCAACCACUUAUUGUCUAUUUUCCCGACUCGUCACAGUGGUUGUCUAGAGCUGUACCUAAGUCAAAACAAAAUGAGUUUGUAAACAAAGUUCAGGAAAUGUUUGAUAAAUUGUCAGGUCCUGUUGUAAUGAUCUGCGGGCGAAACAAGACUGAAACAGGCUCAAAAGAGAGAGAGAAAUUUACAAUGAUACUCCCAAACUUCGGCCGUCUUGGGAAACUGCCCCUUCCGUUGAAGCAUCUCACUGAAGGACUCACGGGAAGGAAAACAUCAGAGGAUAAUGAGAUAUACAAGCUCUUCACUAAUGUUAUGAACCUACUCCCUCCUAAGGAAGAAGAUAACCUCGUAGUAUUCAACAAACAACUCGGAGAAGACAGAAGAAUUGUGGUGUCACGGAGCAAUUUAAAUGAGCUACUUAAGGCGCUUGAGGAAAACGAGUUGUUGUGCACUGACUUGUACCAAGUGAACACCGAUGGCGUGAUAUUGACAAAGCAAAGAGCGGAGAAAGUUAUUGGCUGGGCCAGAAACCACUAUUUAUCUUCUUGUCCUAGCCCAUCGAUUAAAGAAGGCCACCUGAUUCUGCCCCGUGAAAGCAUUGAGAUUUCAGUUAAAAGGCUAAAGGCACAAGAAGAUGUUUCUCGAAAGCCCACACAUAACUUGAAGAAUAUUGCAAAGGAUGAGUACGAAACAAAUUUUGUCUCAGCUGUGGUUGCUCCUGGAGAAAUUGGGGUAAAGUUUGACGACAUUGGUGCUCUUGAACAUGUGAAAAAGGCACUAAAUGAGUUGGUUAUUCUUCCCAUGAGAAGGCCAGAGCUUUUCACCCGUGGAAAUCUCUUGCGGCCAUGUAAAGGCAUAUUGCUUUUUGGUCCUCCUGGUACGGGUAAAACGCUACUUGCCAAGGCGCUUGCAACAGAAGCUGGGGCGAACUUCAUUAGCAUAACUGGCUCAACGCUUACCUCAAAGUGGUUUGGAGAUGCAGAGAAGCUCACAAAGGCUUUGUUCUCCUUUGCAAGCAAACUAGCCCCUGUCAUUAUAUUUGUUGAUGAGGUUGACAGUUUGUUGGGUGCUCGUGGUGGUGCUUUUGAGCAUGAGGCAACCCGAAGAAUGAGAAAUGAGUUUAUGGCAGCUUGGGAUGGACUCAGAUCAAAAGAUAGCCAAAGGAUUCUCAUUCUCGGUGCCACCAACCGACCUUUUGAUCUUGAUGACGCUGUCAUUCGUAGGCUACCAAGACGGAUAUAUGUCGAUUUACCAGAUGCGGAAAACCGGUUGAAGAUUUUGAAGAUAUUCCUGACACCAGAAAAUCUUGAAACUGGUUUCGAGUUUGAAAAACUUGCAAAGGAAACCGAAGGAUACUCAGGAAGCGAUCUGAAGAAUCUAUGCAUAGCUGCUGCAUACAGACCUGUGCAAGAGUUGUUACAAGAAGAAAACAAGGACUCAGUAGCAAAUGCAUCCCCUGAUCUACGACCACUGAGUUUGGACGACUUCAUUCAAUCUAAAGCUAAGGUAAGUCCGUCUGUGGCAUACGACGCGACGACAAUGAACGAAUUGAGAAAAUGGAACGAGCAAUACGUGCCGAAGUCAGUGACGGUUGAGGAGGACGACGCUGCGGCGGAGGCGGCGAUUGAGGAGCGGUGGAGUCUUUACGAAGCUUACAAUGAGUUACACGCUUUGGCGCAGGAAUUGGAGACGCCGUUCGAAGCACCGGCGGUUCUUGUGGUGGGACAGCAGACGGACGGUAAGAGUGCGCUUGUUGAAGCUCUCAUGGGGUUUCAAUUUAACCACGUCGGUGGCGGAACCAAGACUCGCCGGCCGAUUACUCUUCAUAUGAAGUACGAUCCUCAGUGUCAAUUCCCGCUUUGUCAUCUCGGAUCUGAUGAUGAUCCUUCCGUUUCUCUUCCCAAAUCUCUCUCACAAAUUCAGGCAUAUAUUGAAGCCGAGAACAUGAGGCUGGAGCAAGAGCCAUGCCCAUUCUCUUCUAAGGAGAUUAUUGUGAAAGUGCAGUAUAAGUACUGUCCCAACCUUACCAUCAUUGAUACACCUGGACUUAUAGCUCCUGCACCAGGACUGAAAAACCGAGCUCUCCAGGUUCAAGCACGGGCUGUGGAAGCUCUAGUCCGAGCCAAGAUGCAACACAAAGAGUUCAUUAUUUUAUGCCUUGAAGAUAGCAGUGACUGGAGCAUUGCAACUACUCGAAGGAUAGUGAUGCAAGUUGAUCCUGAGCUUUCUAGGACGAUUGUUGUUUCUACAAAGCUUGACACCAAAAUCCCUCAAUUCUCAUGUUCAUCUGACGUGGAAGUCUUCCUCUCACCUCCUGCAAGCGCACUUGACAGCUCCUUAUUGGGCGAUUCUCCUUUUUUCACGUCUGUGCCUUCUGGAAGAGUUGGCUAUGGACAGGAUUCAGUAUAUAAGUCUAAUGACGAGUUCAAACAGGCUGUGUCACUUAGAGAAAUGGAAGACAUUGCAUCUUUAGAGAAGAAGUUGGGCCGUUUGCUGACAAAACAGGAAAAGAGUAGGAUUGGCAUCAGUAAACUGAGGUUGUUUCUCGAAGAACUACUCUGGAAAAGGUACAAAGAGAGUGUUCCGUUGAUCAUUCCACUGUUAGGAAAGGAGUACCGCAGUACAGUCAGAAAGCUGGAUACCGUUAGCAAGGAACUUAGCUCUUUAGAUGAAGCAAAACUCAAAGAGAGAGGCAGGACUUUCCAUGAUCUCUUCUUAACCAAGUUAUCGCUGUUAUUGAAAGGAACAGUUGUGGCUCCUCCUGAUAAAUUUGGUGAGACACUGCAAGAUGAAAGGACACAAGGAGGAGCAUUUGUUGGUACUGAUGGUCUCCAGUUCCCACAUAAGCUAAUACCAAAUGCAGGGAUGCGUCUUUAUGGGGGUGCGCAGUAUCACCGUGCCAUGGCCGAGUUUCGUUUUCUAGUUGGUGCUAUCAAAUGUCCCCCAAUAACACGGGAGGAAAUUGUAAAUGCAUGUGGAGUUGAAGAUAUUCAUGAUGGAACAAACUAUUCCAGAACAGCUUGUGUUAUAGCAGUUGCGAAGGCUCGUGAAACGUUUGAACCUUUCCUUCAUCAGUUGGGGGCGAGGCUUCUACACAUUCUCAAGAGAUUGCUUCCAAUUUCUGUAUAUCUUCUUCAGAAAGAAGGGGAAUACUUAAGUGGACAUGAGGUGUUUCUCAAGCGGGUUGCUUCAGCUUUCAACAGUUUUGUGGAGUCCACAGAAAAAUCAUGUCGUGACAAAUGUAUGGAGGACUUAGCAAGUACAACUCGCUAUGUUACAUGGUCUCUUCACAACAAGAACCGAGCUGGUCUACGUCAAUUCUUGGACUCAUUUGGCGGAACAGAGCAACUUACUACAUCAGGUAAUGCCAUAGGAUUUAGUCUUCCCCAAGAUGCACCAGGUGGCACAACAGACACAAAGUCAAGAACAGAUGUAAAGCUAAGCCAUCUCGCCUCAAACAUCGAUUCAGGUUCCAGUAUUCAGACAACAGAAAUGCGGUUGGCUGAUCUUCUAGAUAGCACGCUUUGGAACCGCAAGCUUGCUCCUUCCUCUGAGAGAAUUGUGUACGCAUUGGUCCAACAGAUAUUUCAGGGCAUACGAGAAUACUUUCUCGCCUCUGCUGAGUUAAAGUUCAACUGUUUUCUUCUAAUGCCCAUCGUUGAUAAGUUACCUGCUCUUCUCCGGGAAGAGUUGGAAAACGCAUUUGAAGACGACCUCGAUAGUAUCUUCGACAUCACAAAUCUCCGGCAAUCACUUGAUCAAAAGAAACGGAGCACAGAGAUCGAGCUCAGAAGGAUAAAGAGGAUAAAAGAGAAAUUCAGGGUGAUGAAUGAGAAGCUAAACUCUCACGAAUUUGCUCAAAAUCUAAAGGCUCCUUCGGUUCAGCAGUGACUCAAGUUCAAUAUUGCUUAAUAUUUAGAGGUUAAGAAACAAUCUCAUGUGUU
Messenger RNA from Arabidopsis arenosa, 5426 nucleotides. Lineage: Eukaryota; Viridiplantae; Streptophyta; Magnoliopsida; Brassicales; Brassicaceae. The record is from the annotation of a GenBank genome assembly.